AUGUUCCUGCACAGCCUUCCUAUUCCGGUGGAGAAUGCUCUAACUCCCAUUCCCAGGCAUCAUACCUCAAGUCCUCCUCCUACUUACAACCGUUCCCAAACACACCGAUUCUUCCGUCUUUCAUUGUUCCCCAGUUUUCACACUCCCAGCACCGCUCUUCCUCCGCCACAUGUGGCUGUCGUUUCGGGAUCCUCGCAGCAGCCGGAGCCGUUGCCGUCGGAGCUGCGGCCUGAUCUGAUGCCGAAGCACGUGGCGGUGAUUAUGGACGGAAACGGGAGGUGGGCUAAAAUGAGGGGGCUGCCACCCUCGUUGGGUCACAAGGCCGGCGUAGAGUCGCUGAAGAGGAUCAUCGAUCUGUGUUGCAGUUGGGGGAUCAAGGUUCUGACCGUUUUCGCGUUUUCUGUUGAUAAUUGGGUUCGUCCAAAGGUGGAGGUUGAUUUUUUGAUGGCGCUCUUUGGAAGUACCAUAAACAACUUAAUUGAAUCUUACAACAGGAAAGACAUCAAAAUAUCAGUAAUAGGAGACACAUCGAAACUCCCAGACUCUCUGCAAGGAGUCAUAAACAACAUGGAAGAGAGAACGAAGCAAAACUGUGGACUGCAACUUAUCGUAGCAAUUAGCUACAGCGGCAAAUACGACGUCGUGCAAGCCUGCAAAGCUGUGGCUGGGAAGGUCAAAGAUGGCAUUAUUGAAGUAGAAGACAUUAACGAAGGUGUGAUGGAGCAAGAACUUGAAACCAGGUGCAGCAAGUUUCCAAACCCGGACCUAAUGAUCCGAACCAGUGGCGAACUCAGAGUGAGCAACUUCUUGUUGUGGCAACUUGCUUAUACUGAACUCUUCUUUGAUCCUCACCUCUGGCCUGAUUUUGAUAAGGAUCAGUUUGUGGAGGCCUUGGCUUCGUUUCAGCAAAGGCAGAGGCGCUUUGGUUCAAGACAUUGA
Messenger RNA from Neltuma alba, 939 nucleotides. RefSeq names its product dehydrodolichyl diphosphate synthase 2-like. Gene Ontology annotation, biological process: plastid membrane organization; polyprenol biosynthetic process; response to cold. Gene Ontology annotation, molecular function: ditrans,polycis-polyprenyl diphosphate synthase [(2E,6E)-farnesyl diphosphate specific] activity. Bases 1 to 939 code for a protein of 312 amino acids. The record is from RefSeq and is a predicted model, not a curated record. Lineage: Eukaryota; Viridiplantae; Streptophyta; Magnoliopsida; Fabales; Fabaceae. The transcript is spliced from 3 exons. Gene Ontology annotation, cellular component: chloroplast stroma.